AUGGGCGAAGUCAAGCCUCUACUUUCCAUACUGUCUUACGUGGCGCACGGAUAUGUGGGGAACCGCGCAAUGGUUUUUCCACUUCAGUAUCAUGGUUGGGACGUAGAUACUGUCAAUACCACGCAUUACUCGAAUCACCCGGGCUAUGGCAUGUUCAAGGGACAGAAAAGCAGCCCGGAACUAGUGGAGAGUAUUUUUCAAGGACUUGGGAACAUAUUGGACAUUUCUUCCUACUACAAAGUCAUAGUGGUUGGUUAUUGUCCUAGCGCUGCGGUCAUGAACACAAUCUAUAAGGAUUUGGAGCCUAUAGUCCAAAAGGCGUCACCUAAGAGGCCUAUAUUGGUUGUAGACCCUGUGCUUGGGGAUAAUGGCAGACUAUAUGUGCCAGAAGAGCUUGUUCUUGCCCAUAAAGACUUUCUAACCAAGGGUUUGGUUGAUCUUACAACGCCCAAUCAGUUUGAGCUUGAGCUUUUAACGGGGACCCAUGUUUCCGAUUUCACCUCCGCAAGGAAAGCAUUGUUGCAUUUCUAUGACAUGUACAAAGUCCCCAACGUUGUUCUCACAUCGGUUCCUAUCGACGGCAAGAUGUACUGUGUGGGCUUUUCUCUGGCAUCUCAAACUGUUUUCGCCUUGGAGUUUGAGCAAAUCAAUUGUAGCUUCAGUGGCUGCGGGGAUCUAUUCACGGCAUUAUUGACCAAUGCAUUUCACGAAAGUGGCUGUGUCUUGAAUCCGAUCGUGUUAGGAUCUGUAUUAUAUAAGCUUCACAAGGUCUUGCAGAACAGUUUCGAAGACGAAUGGCAAAAAACUGGCCAACCGCCAUCAAUGGUGAAAGACAUACGGAUUGUAUCCCUGCGCAAAGUUCUAGAUGAGGCUGGAGGUCACAGUUGGCCAGUCAAAUACAUUUUAGAGUAG
Molecule: messenger RNA, 912 nt
Organism: Clavispora lusitaniae ATCC 42720
Lineage: Eukaryota; Fungi; Ascomycota; Pichiomycetes; Serinales; Metschnikowiaceae
Product: putative pyridoxal kinase
Biological process (GO): pyridoxal 5'-phosphate salvage
Cellular component (GO): cytosol
Molecular function (GO): pyridoxal kinase activity
Source: RefSeq, a predicted model, not a curated record